Molecule: messenger RNA, 875 nt
Organism: Culex pipiens pallens (northern house mosquito)
Lineage: Eukaryota; Metazoa; Arthropoda; Insecta; Diptera; Culicidae
Exons: 3
Coding region: 74-616 (180 amino acids)
Source: RefSeq, a predicted model, not a curated record
AACUGCUAUCAUUACAUCGCUUUAUCUUAACCAAACCGGUUGUGAACGAUUCAGUGUGAUUCAGAAGCUCAGAAUGGAUCGUUUUCUCCGCUUUUACAUUAAAUUUCUAGGCUAUUCCAUCGGAAUCGCGUCGAUUUUGGGAACAUUUUUCAUGACCCUGUCAAUCUACAGUUAUUCGGACUUUCACUUUCCGUUGGAAGAAUUCUACGACUACCGCUUCAUGGGAAGUUCUGCCCUGGUGUUUGGCGUAGCAUGGCUUACAGCUAGUAUCGCCCUGUUGUAUGGAAUCUACAAGGAAAAGCAACCCUACCUGUACCCGUUCGUCGCCAUGUUCAUGUUUGAUCUGUUCCUGAUGGUCACGCGGGAUAUUGCGAUCUUCUGGAUGAACCUUGCCUGGCAUCAUACGCCUUUGCUGAACGUGGCCGUACUUCCGGUGGUUUUGCUUACCUCUUUACACGUGGUGUUCAGCAUGAUUGUGCUGGGAAAGAUGUUUGUGCGUGAAUCCAAUGUUACGUCUAACCAAGCUGAGCUUGUGGUUUUUAACGAGGAGAUCCAGCAAGCCCCGUUGGCUGAAGGAGAAGCAGUUGACGAUGAUGUUGCACUGGUCGAGGACUAAUACAAAUUUAAUAUCAACUGUUGUCAACAUUGUAUACAGCCUAACAUUUAUCAAAUAUAGCGGAAGCGAUUCUCCUUAAGCUUUUCCACUUUUUUUUUCCAAUUUUGAACAUCUACUCUCUUUUAUGAUGUUGAACAUUUGCCGUGAAUCAUCGAUACUCGGAUUUUAUUCGUAUUUUUGUUAUUUGGUCUAAUUUUGGUUGAUUCAAGAAUUCAUUUUGUGUCAUUGGUUCUCCGAUACACGUCUCCAUACAAAUUUA